Messenger RNA from Delphinapterus leucas (beluga whale), 4073 nucleotides. It is a transcript of the gene STXBP6, whose product is annotated as syntaxin binding protein 6. The record is from RefSeq and is a predicted model, not a curated record. Gene Ontology annotation, cellular component: exocyst; plasma membrane. Gene Ontology annotation, molecular function: phosphatidylinositol-4,5-bisphosphate binding. NCBI's taxonomy places the organism in Eukaryota, Metazoa, Chordata, Mammalia, Artiodactyla, Monodontidae. Gene Ontology annotation, biological process: exocytosis; regulation of SNARE complex assembly; Golgi to plasma membrane transport.
CCCCAGCUCGGCCAUCUGCCCCGGCCCAGGGCGCUGGGGCUCGCCCACGGCGGCACUGGGCAUGCUCAGAGGCGGCCGCACGGGCAGCUUCGCUUCGCAGGCGCUAGCACUCGGCGGCGGGCGGGCGCGCGGCUGCAGCUGGAGCUCCAGCGCCCGGAGUUGGAGUUGCCGGGAGUUUCCCCCUCUCCCCCUUGCGCGCGGCAGCUGGAGCCGGCGCUGCAGCCGCGAGCGGCGGCUACCCAGCGCCCGGGCCGGCCGAGCCUUGUCCGGAGCCCGGAGCCCCGCGCGGGGCAGCUCCUGGGGAGGAGCCUUGCGGGCUGGGACGCGUGCAGCGCACUGGCACUGCCGGGGCACGAACCGGGCUGCAAGAAAACUCACUGCGUGCCCUGCUUGCUUGGUCAACAAUGAGUGCCAAGUCUGCCAUCAGCAAGGAAAUUUUUGCACCUCUUGAUGAAAGGAUGCUGGGAGCUGUCCAAGUCAAGAGGAGGACAAAGAAAAAGAUCCCUUUCUUGGCAACUGGAGGUCAAGGCGAAUAUUUAACUUACAUCUGCCUGUCAGUGACAAACAAGAAACCCACACAGGCAUCCAUUACGAAGGUCAAACAGUUUGAAGGCUCCACGUCGUUCGUGCGGAGAUCACAGUGGAUGCUUGAGCAGCUUCGCCAGGUUAAUGGCAUCGAUCCUAAUCGGGAUUCUGCGGAGUUUGAUUUGUUGUUUGAAAAUGCUUUUGACCAGUGGGUAGCCAGCACGGCCUCAGAAAAAUGCACCUUCUUCCAGAUCCUCCACCACACCUGCCAGCGCUACCUCACGGACAGGAAGCCAGAGUUUAUUAACUGCCAGUCCAAAAUCAUGGGAGGAAACAGCAUCCUCCAUUCAGCGGCCGACAGCGUGACCAGUGCAGUGCAGAAAGCCAGCCAGGCCUUGAACGAGCGCGGGGAGCGCUUAGGCCGCGCAGAGGAGAAGACGGAAGACAUGAAGAACAGCGCCCAGCAGUUUGCAGAAACUGCACACAAGCUUGCCAUGAAGCACAAAUGUUGAGAAACUGCCUCUCCUGGUGACCUCUUAAGAGAAAAUGAAGUUUGUUCAGCAGUUUUUACAAGAAUUCUGGACCUCCGCUUGCUUCUUUUUUCCCCAAAAUGUGGACAUUUAGGUUAUUUUUCCUUUUCAGAUGUUAAUAUGAGAGAAAAGGUGUUGUGUUUAUACAUUUCCCUAAUAAUCCUGCUAAGAAAUGCUGCAAGCAUCAGCUUUAUUUUUUUCCCACUGUGUGUGUGCGUGUGUCUGUAUGUGUUUUCUCUUUAAGGCUUUCUUUUUUUUUUUUGGUAGUUUGAAUAUGAAAUUCGGACCAAAUGAUAUAUUGAGCUAGGUCUAAACUGUAUUUUUUUCCUGAUAUUAAGCAGGGAGACAUUUUAAUGUGGUGACGUCAGAUGUUAUUGUUCCUGGUUGGAAAUAAAAGUCAAGCAGUGAUUGGCUUCACUCAGUCUCUUAGGUACUCUUAAUUUGAAGGUUAAGAUUCUAAAUCCUGAGACACAAAUCUGUAUUAGAAAAAACAAUUGGAUUUAUCAGGGGAAACAUCAGUCUUAGAUUUUGCUUUUUGUGUAGUAACUUUUUGCAUGAGCCAUCACCAGCAUUCACGAAAACAAAUCAGAAUCACAGAUAGAAAUCUACUUUCUGAGCUACAGUUUAAAUUCUUCCAUUACUUGUUUCCAGGCUGAUUAUUUAGAAUUACCGUAUAAAGGAUAAAAUUUUGAGAUUAAAGACCUAAGGAAAAGCCCAUUUAAAAACCUCUGUGCAUUCAUGAAUGUUUCUUUGUCACUGUCCCAAAUUACGGUAGCUGGUCUUGAAAAGAGCUUGGAUUUUGAUCAAGAAUUGAUUUGUCCAGAUAAAGGUCUGUGUAAAGGAUAAUGUGAGAAGAUACUACAUUUAAAAUCUUUUUUCUCUUUUUACAAAGCCAUGCCUGUUUAGAGACGCCUUCAUGAUGUCCUUGGGAAAUGGCCUUCGGUUCUUGAUACCUGAUUUUUGGAGGUUUUGAUGUUGUUAUGGCUAUUAAUCUAAUUUAAAGUGUGGGUUUCUUGACAAAUUGCAUUUCAUGGCAACUGCAACUUGCCUGGUCUGACAUAAAACAGCACAGUCAUGAAGCCUUUACACUGCAGUCAGACUGAAUGAGGUUGGUUCAUACAGCUCCUGAUUUUGUAUCACUCAACACAGGCCUGGAUUUUCAGUCUGGGAGUUUAGUUUCUUAGAAGGUUAAAAUGCUAAAUAUAAAAGCUGUGCUUUGUCUUCCUGAAACAAGGAGGCAAGCUGUACAUCCCAGAUACAUGCUCAGCCACCCGCUGCGAUGCAUUGAUUUUUUUUAAGCUGCCUGGAUCUUCAGGACCCCUUUCUAUUCCUUCCUAUCAAUGAGGCCACGUGUACUGCAGGCUCUUACAUGGCAGCCUGUGAUGACUUCGGGAUUAUUUAUGCUGAUGUAAAUAGCUUAAGUUCUCCUGAUAAAAGCAUUCCCAGGGAGAUAGAAAAUUGGGCUGUUGUGGGGAAAAAUGAUCUUAGUCACUAUGUGUCAAAAGGGAGAUGGGAUUUGCCAGAGACAAAUUUCUGAAUCCUCUUAGGGAGACGAUCCAGUUCAAGAAAACUCUCUGUAAAAUUUAUCGGGUAAACUAUAUAAAUGUACUAUAAUAUUUGGUACUUUUCUUUUGGUGUCUUAAAAGUUUAAAGAAGCAAGGAACUUGCUAUCUGGUGAGUACCAUUAGAAGCAUUUACAAUUUCUAAGAAAAGCUGAAAAUAUCACGCCAGCUAGGUUUUCUUUGCAGGCCUCAGUAUAGAAAAUGCACGUGCGCACGCGCACUCACACAGAUAUAUUCAUCUUCCCAAAUUGAAUUCUAGCUUCAGAUAGAUAGUUGGUAUAAAUAAUUGAAAUGGUAAGUCUAAAACGCCCUGACAAUCAGCCAAACUCAAUUUGUCGCCAAGUAUCUAACAUCAGCGUUUGUGAAGCUGCUUCUAAAGUAGCAGAGGGCGAGGUCAUAAGCAUACUGUGAAAUUUGAGAUUUUUUCCUCCCCGGUAGACUUGUGAUAGUUACUCUUCAUAAAUAUAAGUACUCCACAUCUUGCCCUCUUUCCUCACUCGCUGCUUAUCCUUUUAGACUUAAGUCUUCUUGGAAAUAUCCAGGAUUUGAAGAAAGCCUGUCUGCAUUGUUUUUACCUUCCUCUAUUGAUUUGCUUCCAGACUGUGGUCAUGUCCUUGACCUCCCUGUGUCCAAGUCCUACUACCUAGGCCUCUGCCCACAGAAGAGGCCAAACAGCAACCCCAGUCCCUCCCGGACCUCCUGACUUCUUGCACAGGAGCGAGCCCUGUGAUGACGUACAUGAGGUUCUUUGCUAUCCUUUUGUAGAAGGUGCUUCAAUACAAAAUAUUAAUACAGUCUAACCUAGAGAAAAUUGCUAAAAUGACUCACAUUAUUUGGGACCAAUUCAGUGGCUUGCUAAAAUACAUUUAAUUUCUUUGUUUCAUUUCUGCACCUCACUAUUGAGUUUUGGAAAUACUACAUUUCAGUGAAGGAUUUCUUAAAUUGUAUUGACAACUCGUAAAGAAAAGAGACUUCCCAGCGUUCUCACUUCUUCCUGGAACGUAGCUGUAGUAUUCUUCCCUAGUACUAUUAGGUACCUGUGUACAGGAAGUAGACAGUGAUUCAGGUUAAUGUUUCAUAUUGAAGGUAUUUGUAAAAUGUAACAAGAUCAGUAGUUAACCUUUUUAAGCUCUGAAAAAAUAAAGAUUAUGUGUUAGACUUAAAAUUACAGUGAAAUCUGUCUUAAUACUACUUUUGUGGCUAACAAAGGUUAUGCAUUUAUGUAAAAAUAUUUACAGAAUGCCCUCAAUAGAGGAUAUUAAAGAUAGGUUUUGCUUUUAAAUUUUAGCAUUGUGACACUGCUGAUGUCUGUUGUACAGUUAUUAAUUCUUCAGAAGUUCCCUGAGAUGUCAAAUAUCAUUUUUGUUCCUUUCAGAGACAAGUAACACCUGCUCUGUGAUUCACUAAUACAGCAAACUCUAAUUUUGUCAUUAAAUAUUUGAACUCUGUGAUGAAA